UAUUCAUCUCUGAGACUGUCUCAUUUGUGAACGUGAGAGCAAGAACAGAGACUGAGAGAGACAGAGAAGCACGAUGGCUGCAUUCACAUGGAUUCAAAUGUCUUCAUUACUGAUACUGAUGCUUCAGUUUAAAGGAACAACUGAGCAACAUCAAACUGUUCAAACUGUCACAGCUGGACGUGGACAUGAUGUUACUCUGCCUUGUAAAAAUGUGAUACAAGGUCAGCAUAACUGUAGCAGUACUACCUGGAUCUUCAGUGAUUCAAGCAGCUCAGUAUCACUCUUUGAACUUGGGCAGAUUAAAGAAGCCAAACGUAAAUCAGACAGACUGAGUCUUUCUGCAGACUGUUCUCUGGUUAUAAAGAAGGUCACAGAUCAGGAUGUUGGUCAUUACACCUGCAGACAGUUCAAAACAGCAACAGGAUCACAAGAAGGUCCAGACUUUGUGAUUGAUCUGUCUGUUAUUAACAAGCCGGCAACAACAAAAUCAACAACAGUGGAGUUUACCACAAAAACAUCAUUAAGAAGAGAAUCCACAACAUCAACACCGUUAGAAGAGACAUCAAAUAAUCCAUCAGCAGAUUCAGGUAAAGACUCGGAAAUGACAACAUCAACAACAAUGAAGUCCAUCACAAGAAAAUCAACAACAGAACCAACAAUUAAACCAACAUUAAAAAUAACAAACAUAUGGACAACAAAAGAAGAAGUAAAGACAUCAGAAGGGACACUGACAACAAAUAUACAACCCCAGGUUCAGUCAGGGUUUAUCGUCAUUCCUGUGUGUUUAGCAGCACUCUUAAUCAUUGUUGUGGUGAUCAUCAGAUGGAAGAAAACUAAAGUAAACAAAGCACAACAGAGCGACAACAUGCAACUGAGCUUAAACCCUCCAGACACUGAGUCUGGUCCAGGAACCAAUCAGGAGACGGCUGAUGCUGAUGAUGGUGUUUCCUAUGCUUCCAUCAGUUUCACCAAGAAGGAUAAAGCCCGGGCUUGUGGUGAUGAUGAUGACACUGUGACUUAUAGCACUAUGAAAGGUUCCUCCUCACCUGCUGGACUUUCCACUGAUCCCAGUGACCUCUAUUCCACCAUCAACAAACCAAAGAAAUAGGAUGUUACUCAUGAAAUGUUUCAUGUUGUUUUUCUGGAUGCUGCAUGAAUUCUUGGAUCAUAGAGUAACUUCCUUUUUGUUCUUUUUUAUAGUAACAUAUAUGGUAUAAUACUCGGUGUAUUUGUGCUGGGGCAACAAUGGUUAUGCUACAGAAUUGCUCAUUUUAAGAUCUCCAUUGUUAAUGUAAUCUAGUGAUAGUUACCUUUAUAUCAAAUUACAUAUCCACAGAAUAUUGUUAUUAAACUUUUAUUAAUUUGCUGCGUGCCAUUUUUAACAAUGCAAAAAGGGCCAUAAAACUAGGCUUGAGAGGUGUAUCUCACUGUAUCCAUGACGAUAUUAAACUUCCUGUUUGUGACAUCCAAAAACAUGACAGCAAAAACAUUUAAUAUUCAACUUAAUUUCACUUUUCAGACCCUUUCAAAACAAAAGAAAAAAGAAUAUGAGUGUUGAUAACAUGUCUGAUUGUGCACGCCUAGUUUUAAAGAUUAGUGUGAACCAAAAUCCUGAAGUCGUGCAUACUGUUUGUGGGCUUUGAUGCUAACAGGCUAACUUUCUUAUUCUGCUGUGCAGACUUGCUUUCCAGUUUCUUGGUAAGUAGAGUUUGAACUUUUCUAGUUUGUGCUAAACUUUCUGUUAUGAAUAUAAUUCCAUGUCCAUUGCAAAUAUGAUCUGUGUUGUUGGAUUGCACAGGUUAAAGUAGCUUGAAAUCCAUCUUUUAAGCUGCUUUUAGUGAUUAUUCUAAAAAUAAAUAAUUUGUUGUUAUAAUUUAGUCUCAGUUUUAGAGUUUCAUUUUCUCCAUCAGUGUUUCCUGUAUUUUCCUCUUGUAUCAGCUCCCUAUGUUAAGUUCAUUCAUGUGUUUACAUUUCCCCAUUUAGUUUUGAUUGUCUCCUGUUUUUUUUUUUAUAUAUAUUUUCUUCUCUGGUUAUCCAGCUGUAUCCAUGUUCCAUAAUUACCCUCAUCUACAUUUAAAGUGCUAUACAAAUACAGGCCAUUUACCAUUUUACAUUUAGCAUUGUCUUUCCUUCAGACUUUGUCUUAGUGCUUGUUAUCCUCCCUGUCAGUUCCCAGUUGAUUUUAGACUCCUUUUUUAUUCUCUCAUGCGACUUUUCAU
This is a messenger RNA of Oreochromis aureus, 2219 nucleotides long. RefSeq lists its product as uncharacterized. Gene Ontology annotation, molecular function: MHC class II protein binding; protein tyrosine kinase binding. Gene Ontology annotation, cellular component: membrane raft; external side of plasma membrane. The transcript has 9 exons. Bases 74 to 1108 code for a protein of 344 amino acids. Gene Ontology annotation, biological process: T cell activation; positive regulation of ERK1 and ERK2 cascade; interleukin-15-mediated signaling pathway. Lineage: Eukaryota; Metazoa; Chordata; Actinopteri; Cichliformes; Cichlidae. The record is from RefSeq and is a predicted model, not a curated record.